Messenger RNA from Cannabis sativa, 2015 nucleotides. Its product is annotated as cytochrome P450 CYP82D47-like. Gene Ontology annotation, molecular function: monooxygenase activity; heme binding; oxidoreductase activity, acting on paired donors, with incorporation or reduction of molecular oxygen. The transcript is spliced from 2 exons. NCBI's taxonomy places the organism in Eukaryota, Viridiplantae, Streptophyta, Magnoliopsida, Rosales, Cannabaceae. The record is from RefSeq and is a predicted model, not a curated record. Gene Ontology annotation, biological process: defense response to other organism. The coding region runs from base 265 to 1887 and encodes 540 amino acids.
UAGUUCUAAAAACUCAUAUAUUUUUAAAAAGCUUAUCCUCUAACCUAACUUGGAAAUAAUAUAAUAAGCCCAAACUUUUUUAAUUUGUAAUAGUCUUUCAAUGACAAGUAUUAUAUUAUAACUUAACAUAUUAUUAACACAUAUUGGACUAAUGAAACCUCCUAACUUUUCACAUCUUCUACAAGACAAAUGAACUCAAAGUCCAACCCAAAAUUCACUAUUUGAAAUUUUGAACACAAAAAACUCUUCUUAGCUAUUAACUCAAUGGACCCUUUUCUCCAAAUUGUCAUCUCUUGCCUUCUUCCAUUGCUUCUUAUUUUCAUAUGUUACCACCUUAAAAAAUCAUCAUCAUCCACUAAUUCAGGGCCAAUUUUGGCGCCUGAGGCGGCCGGGGCAUGGCCAAUCAUAGGCCACCUUCAUCUCUUUGGAGACAAAAACCUCACUCACAAAACACUAGGAGCCAUGGCAGACAAAGAUGGUCCAAUCUUCACCAUAAAGCUUGGUUCACACAAAGUUGUAGUUGUCAAUAAUGGUGAAAUUGCCAAAGACUGUUUCACUACUCAUGACAUGGCUUUCUCAACAAGACCAACCAUAGUAGCAUCCAAGUUGCUAGGCUAUAACUAUGCCAUGUUUGGUUUUGCUCCUUAUGGUGCUUAUUGGAGAGAAAUGAGAAAAAUAGCAACUGUUGAACUCUUGUCAAACAAAAGGCUAGACUUGCUUAAACACAUAUGGUCUUCAGAAGUGGACACUUGGGCAAGUGAGCUUUACAACAAGUUGUGUUUGGAAAAGGGUAGUGAAAAAAACAGAGUUUUGGUUGAUAUGAAAAGAUGGUUUGGACAUUUAACAGGUAAUAUAUCUGUGAGACUGAUUGGUGGGAAGAGGUGUUUUGGUGAGAAUAAUAGUACUAAGUCUGGUUUUGGUGAAGAGGAAAGUAUUAGAUGUAGAAAAGUUAUGAGGGAUUUUUCUUAUUUGUUUGGUGUGUUUGUUUUGGCUGAUGCUAUACCAUUUUUGGGGUGGUGGGAUGUUAAUGGUUAUAAAAAAGCUAUGAAGAAAACUGCUAGUGAAUUGGAUGUAUUGAUUGCUGGUUGGCUUGAGGAACAUAAACACAAGAGAAAAUUGUUUGGUAAGAAAGGAAAUAAUGGUAAUAAUAAUAGUAAUGAAGAGAAGGAUUUCAUGGAUGUGAUGCUCAAUAUUUUGGAUGGAGCUAAUGUUGAUGGUGUUGAUGCUGAUACCAUUAAUAAAGCUACUUGUCUGAACCUUAUGUUACCUGCAAGUGACACAACCAUGAUAGCACUAACAUGGGCCUUAUCUCUACUUCUCAACAACCCAAACAAACUCCAAAAAGCCCAAUUAGAAUUGGACCAAAUAGUGGGCCGAGAGAGAAACGUUGAAGAAUCAGACAUUCAAAACCUAAUCUACCUCCAGGCCAUAAUCAAAGAAACCAUAAGGCUUUACCCACCAAGCCCACUACUACUAAGAGCCACAAAGGAAGACUGCACCCUCACGUGCGGCUACCACGUGCGCAAAGGGACACGUCUGAUGGUGAACGCGUGGAAAAUCCAACGGGAGGAGGGAGUGUGGGGCCAUAACUCGGAGGAGUUCGAGCCAGAACGAUUCUUGACGAGUCACAAGGAAGUGGAUUUGAGAGGUAAAUUAGGGUUUGAGAUUGUGUCGUUUGGUGGGGGAAGAAGGUCUUGCCCUGGAGUGUCGUUGGCUCUUCGUAUGGUCCAUUUGGGUUUGGCUAGGUUUUUGCAUGGGUUUGAAGUUAGUAAGAAAUUGGAUAAUGAAGAGGUUGAUAUGACUGAGACUACUGGGUUGACUAAUUCAAGAGCUACUCCACUUGAGGUUUUUCUUACACCUCGUCUUCAUUCCAAACUUUAUGAAUAAUAUUAUUAUGUAUGUAUAUAUGUAUAUGAUAUAUGAUUAUGUGUGUGUAAUGUUUAAAUAUUUUUAAUGUUUGAUCACAUUGUAUCUUCUAAUAUUGCACCAUAUGAUAAUAAUCUAGUGACUUGUGA